This is a messenger RNA of Pongo pygmaeus (Bornean orangutan), 676 nucleotides long. RefSeq names its product transmembrane protein 98-like. The record is from RefSeq and is a predicted model, not a curated record. Gene Ontology annotation, cellular component: endoplasmic reticulum. The transcript has a single exon. The coding region runs from base 74 to 676 and encodes 200 amino acids. Lineage: Eukaryota; Metazoa; Chordata; Mammalia; Primates; Hominidae.
AGUUUGCCACUUCCAGCAGCCUUAGCCCAUGAGGAGGAUGUGAACGGGACUGAGUCAGGAGCUCCCCGGAAGCAUGGAGACCGUGGUGAUUGUUGCCAUAGGUGUCCUGGCCACCAUCUUUCUGGCUUCGUUUGCAGCCUUGGUGCUGGUUUGCAGGCAGCGCUACUACCAGCCCCAAGACCUGCGGCAGCGCUAUGAUUCUAAGCCCAUUGUGGACCUCAUCGGUGCCAUGGUGACCCAGUCUGGGCCCUCUGAGUUAGAACUGGAUGAUGUUGUUAUCAUCAACCCCCACAUUGAGGCCAUUCUGGAGAACAAAGACUGGAUCAAAGAUGCCUCGGGUCUCAUGUCCCACUGCAUUGCCAUCUUGAAGAUUUGUCACACUCUGACAGAGAAGCUUGUUGCCAUGACAAUGGGCUCUGGGGCCAAGAUGAAGACUUCAGCCAUUGUCAGCGACAUCAUUGUGGUGGCCAAGAGGAACAGCCCCAGGGUAGAUGAUGUUGUGAAGUCGAUGUACCCUCCGUUGGACCCCAAGCUCCUGGACACAGGGACGACUGCCCUGCUCCUGUCUGUCAGUCACCUGGUGCUGGUGACAAGGAAUGCCUUCCAUCUGACGGGGGGCCUGGAGUGGAUUGACCGGUCACUGUCAGCUGCUGAGGAGCAUUUGAAAGUCCUUUGA